CAGAAGAAAGAAAUGGCUCGAUUUAGCUACACUGUGACGAUUAUCAGUACUGCAUUGUUGUGCGUUCUGGCAGAAGAACUCUAUUCCGAUCGGUACGACUACAUUGACGCUGAUAGUAUCCUUCAGAAUGAUAAAUUGCGAGAGCAAUAUUACAGUUGCUUUAUGGAAACAGCGCCAUGCGUAACAGCAGAUGCGAAGUUCUUCAAAGAGGUUGUUAGCGAAGCUCUCCAAACUAAAUGUAAGAAAUGUACUGAAAGACAAAAGGAAAUAAUGGAUUCAAUAGUGGAUUGGUAUACAAAAAAUCAACCUGAACAAUGGGAAGCUUUCGUCGCAAAGACUAUUGAAAACCUAAAAAAGAAGAACGGAGGUGCAUAAUUGCUAACAACUGCUGAAAUAACUCAAAUAACGAGGAGAAUACAGAAAAAGAAUCGAAAAUGAAUUAAUCAUCUAUAAAAUUACUAAAGCUUUUAUAUUC
Mycetomoellerius zeteki is the source of this 475-nucleotide messenger RNA. Its product is annotated as ejaculatory bulb-specific protein 3-like. Lineage: Eukaryota; Metazoa; Arthropoda; Insecta; Hymenoptera; Formicidae. Bases 13 to 375 code for a protein of 120 amino acids. The transcript has 2 exons. The record is from RefSeq and is a predicted model, not a curated record.